AUGGUAGUGAGUGCCUCAAGGGGCUCAAAUAUGGGAUUCCAAAUCCAGAAACACAGUGACCGCUCACCAAUACACCAAGCGGUUUGGACCACUGGAUGCAGGACGCUCGAAGGCCACCGCGCCUCUCCUCUGAAUACAGGAUAGUGGAAGUACCAGAGAGGCUAUUGAGAAGGCAGUUGCAUCUGUUGUGGAGAAGUAUGGCGCACCAGAUGUGCCCAUCAACUCUGCUGGUAUUGCAGAGUAAGUUUUGUGUUUCCUAGCUUUAUUGGACUCGAUCUUUCACUCCUAGGCUCUGGACUUCUGCAAAGUCAUUACAAACAAUUGUGUGACUCGGCAUAACAUACUAAUGACUUCAUAGAUCCAUCAUCAUGGCUGAGAGAGCAUUUUCAACAAGAAGGUUAGAAUACCUGUAUGGUUAUCUCUCCAACUGGAGACCGUAUCACUCCAACCCCAUGACCGCCAAACAAGCCUGGUUCUAUUGUCCUUGUUGCUUCCAUAUCUGGCUCCAUCGUCAACUAGUGGAUUGCGCACAAGUGAGUCUAUAUUAUGACCUCUCCGCAUAACCCAGGCACAGCCAUAUGCUUUCCCUUUCAUCUUCUGGUCGUGGUGCACAUUGCUAAUCAUCUGUAUCUCCCCACAGAUCCGAGUUGCUCAUUGAGAUCAUCGCAGAAUACGCAACGAAGAAGGAAAUGACGAGCAUGAGUUUGGGGUGUUUGUGUAAGUUCUACCGAAGAAGCAGUCACCGGCAUAUAGUAAAAGGGACUUGCUAACAGGAUGUCUGUUGCCAGAGCUGGUCUCUCUCGACAACCGACAGCGACAGGCAUGUACGGAGAUCAUGUGUCGGCUUCGACAAGGAGAUUGGAUUACCUGA
Hymenoscyphus albidus is the source of this 871-nucleotide messenger RNA. The record is from the annotation of a GenBank genome assembly. NCBI's taxonomy places the organism in Eukaryota, Fungi, Ascomycota, Leotiomycetes, Helotiales, Helotiaceae.